AUGCUCAAAGUCGCUAUGCAUUUUCAACUCUUGCCAGUCUUUCUCGCUGCUGUGGCUAUUUGGAGUCAAGUAGCCACUGCAGCAGUUUUAUCACGCAAUAUCACUUUUUUUGAGGAGUCGGAGUUGCUUCCGGGAGCUGCGCAUAUAUUCUUGUCCUGCCUCAACGCCAGCGACGUCACAUACCGGUUGUACGUUGAGGAUGGUGCUAUAAUUGUGUUCCCGUCAGAUAAACGGAUGUGUGACUUCGACGGUAUCGACGAGUGGCUUGAGCAGUGCAUGAUGAUAACUUCAAGCACGGUGGUGGCUAUGGUACAGGAUUCAAUCAAGCCAAGCUACGGGUACCUCAAUAGCAUUCCUGCUAUUGAAGCCACGUAUGCUUGGCUCCUUGAAAAGGGCGCCCGUGGUCUUCACACGACUGGUAAAAGGCCGAUAUUUAUUGACUCGCCUUUAAUUGAUUGGAUCGAGGAUGGAACGGAAGAAUAUAUGGGUGAAGAGGAGCUGUGUGAUCUUUGCUAG
This is a messenger RNA of Penicillium pulvis, 516 nucleotides long. RefSeq lists its product as uncharacterized. Bases 1 to 516 code for a protein of 171 amino acids. The record is from RefSeq and is a predicted model, not a curated record. The transcript has a single exon. NCBI's taxonomy places the organism in Eukaryota, Fungi, Ascomycota, Eurotiomycetes, Eurotiales, Aspergillaceae.